Messenger RNA from Stylophora pistillata, 1014 nucleotides. Its product is annotated as protein arginine methyltransferase NDUFAF7, mitochondrial-like. Lineage: Eukaryota; Metazoa; Cnidaria; Anthozoa; Scleractinia; Pocilloporidae. The record is from RefSeq and is a predicted model, not a curated record.
AUGCACUUGUGCUUACUACACCCUCAAUGGGGGUAUUAUCAACACCCAACCCCUAUUGGUACUAAAGGCGCCUUUACAACAGCUCCUGAGAUUUCUCAAAUGUUUGGAGAAAUUCUCGGUGGCUGGGUCAGUGACCUUUGUCAUCGAACCCAUUCUUCUAUUCCCACCUUAGACCUCAUUGAACUUGGCCCCGGGCGGGGCACAUUAAUGGCAGAUCUCUUAAAACAAAAAAGCGUUAAAAUUAAAAAAGUUCAUCUUGUUGAACAAAACAUCAAUCUUCGAAAGCAGCAAGAAAAAGUACUGACAAGUUCACAAAAAAAUCUGGUAUGGCAUACACACCUGACAGACUGCCUUGAUCAGCUUUCAAACCCUUUUAUUCUAAUCGCCAAUGAAUUCUUAGACGCACUUCCUAUACGCCAAUUUCAAAAAACCCCAAAAGGCUGGAAAGAACGUUUAAUUACAACCACAGAUGGUGAAACUCUCGCUCUUGCUCUUGAGGCUUCUUCUUCCCUCUGGCUCCAAGAUCUGGGCCAAGAAGGGGGUGUUCUCGAAAUAUGUAUACAAGCCGAACAACUUAUCCAUGACCUUUGCAAUGCCCUUGAAAAAAAUGGUGGAGCCGCUUUAUUCAUUGACUACGGCGCACAAGAUUUAAGAAACAAACCAACCCUCCAAGCCCUUAAGAAUCACCAACAUAUCCCUGUUCUUGAAAGCCCUGGCGAAUCUGACUUAACUGCACAUGUCAACUUUGGGCGUUUAAAAAAAGUUGCUCAAGAAUUUUCAAGCCUUAAAAUUUACCCUCUUAUCACGCAGAGAGAGUUUCUCUUGUCUCUGGGGCUCCAACAAAGAGCCAAUCAACUUUCUAAAGCUUCACCCUCUCAUAAAGCGGCAUUAGACGCAGCAGUACAGCGCUUGACACACUCAAAUUCUAUGGGAAAUCUUUUCAAAGUAUGGUGUCUCACUUCCCAAAACUUCCCAACGCCAGAACCUUUCUUAAGCCAAGGAGAUCUUUUAUGA